Messenger RNA from Juglans microcarpa x Juglans regia, 2820 nucleotides. Its product is annotated as protein FAR1-RELATED SEQUENCE 5-like. Gene Ontology annotation, biological process: regulation of DNA-templated transcription. The record is from RefSeq and is a predicted model, not a curated record. Lineage: Eukaryota; Viridiplantae; Streptophyta; Magnoliopsida; Fagales; Juglandaceae. Gene Ontology annotation, molecular function: zinc ion binding. Bases 245 to 2545 code for a protein of 766 amino acids. The transcript has 4 exons.
UUCUCUCACUCAACUUUUGCACCGGACGGAAAACCCUCAAGGGUCAAGAGUUUAGACUCAAGACCCACCUCCCAAAAAUUUCCUUUCCCUCCUCCCCCAACUGAAAGCUGAGUAGAGCUUCUCUCACAGUACUGGCAAUCUCUGUGCAUGAUCCUCUGCAACUCGUCUACUCAAAGAUCCUUCAUUUUCUUCUCUGAGCUUCCUCUACGCUCCUGAUCUCCCGGCAUUUUAUUGUCAGCCAGUCAUGGAUAUUGAACCUCUGAGCAUUGAAAAUGAGGUUAUGGAGUUCGACAUGGGUGGUUCUGUGGAAGAUGAAACGACCACCCUCGACUUAGAACACCCUGAUGACGACUAUGAAAGGGAUUACAAUGAUGAAUUAGUCGAAGGUUCUAAUCCUUCUACUUCUCACGGGUUUUUAACCUCAGAUGGAGACCCAAAUCUUGAACCUUACGAGGGCAUGGAAUUCGAUUCUGAACAGGCUGCGCGUAUCUUCUAUAAUUCGUAUGCCCGUCGCAUUGGUUUUAGCACCCGGGUCAGUGUGUACCAGCGGUCCCGACGUGAUGGGUCCAUCAUAUGCCGUCAAAUUGUGUGUUCUCGUGAAGGGUUUCGUCGUGAGGGAGCUGAAAAUAGGUCUAAGAGACAGCGGACGAUCACUAGAGUUGGGUGUAAGGCGCAGAUGACUGUAAAGAAGCAGAGUUCUGGAAAAUGGGCGGUGUCAAAACUCGUGAAGGAACAUAAUCAUGAGCUUGUGCCGCCGGAUAAGGUGCAUUGCCUCCGGUCACAUAGGCAUGUAUCAGGUCCUGCUCGAAGCCUGAUUGAUACCCUUCAAGCGGCUGGAAUGGGUCCUAGUGGAGUAAUGUCUGUGUUGAUCAAGGAAUCGGGUGGUAUUAACAAUGUUGGAUUUACUAAAGUUGAUUGCCAGAAUUAUAUGAGUAGUAGUAGGCAGAGGACUUUAGGGAGUGGGGGCCAGAUUGUUUUUGAUUAUUUGAAGCAAAUGCAGGUUGAGGAUCCUGAUUUCUUUUAUGCAGUCCAGGGUGAUUUUGAGAAUUCAACAGGAAACAUUUUCUGGGCUGAUGCAAAUUCAAGAAUGAAUUAUAACUACUUUGGAGAAACUGUUACAUUUGAUACUACAUAUAGAAUGAAUCGUUACCGUGUCCCCUUUGCUCCAUUUACAGGGUGGAACCAUCAUGGACAACCAGUAUUGUUUGGAUGUGCGUUACUCCUCAACGAGUCGGAGUCCUCGUUUGUUUGGCUAUUCCAGGCUUGGCUAACAGCAAUGUCUGGACGCCAUCCUAUCUCAAUCACAACAGAUCAGGAUAGAAUCAUACGAGCAGCUGUUGUACAAGUGUUUCCAGGAACCCGUCACCGAUUUUGUAAAUGGAAUGUGUUCAGGGAAGCUCAAGAGAAGCUUUCUGAUGUAUAUCGCUCACACCCUACUUUCGAAGCGGAAUUUCAAAAGUGCAUCAAUUUGACAGAGACAAUGGAUGAGUUCGAGUCAUGUUGGGAGUCCCUUCUUCAAAGAUAUGAUCUUGGGGAUAAUGAGUGGCUUCAGUCAAUGUACAAUGCUCGCCAACAAUGGGUACCAGUUUAUCUACGGGAUGCAUUCUUCGGGGAGAUGUCCAUAACCCAAGGAAGUGAUAAUAUUAAUUCAUACUUUGAUGGCUAUAUAAACGCAUCAACUAAUAUUCAGGUGCUGAUUAAGCAGUAUGAAAAAGCAAUUGCUAGUCGAUAUGAAAAGGAAAUAAAAGCAGAUUAUGAUACAAUUAAUAUUUCACCUGUUCUGAAAACGCCUUCUCCCAUGGAAAAACAAGCAGCAAAUCUCUAUACAAGGAAAAUAUUUAUGAAAUUCCAAGAAGAAUUGGUUGAGACUCUUGCUUAUCCUGCAACUAUAGUUGAUGACACUGGAUCAGAAACUAUGUAUCGGGUGGCAAAAUUUGGGGAAGACCACAAAGUAAAUUUUGUUAGGUUCAAUGUUUUUGAAAAGAGAGCCAGUUGUAGCUGUCAAUUGUUUGAAUUUUCAGGUAUUAUAUGUAGACACAUAUUAGCAGUAUUUAGAGUAAUGAAUGUACUUACACUUCCAUCUCAUUAUAUCUUGAAACGGUGGACAAGAAAUGCCAAAAGUGGGGUUUUGUUGGAUGAGCGCACUCUUGGAUUGCCAAGUGAUUCUCAAGAGUCAUCUACUGCCCGUUAUGACAGUCUACAACGGGAGGCUAUCAAAUAUGUUGAAGAAGGGGCUGAAUCCAUGCUUAUUUAUAAUGUUGCGAUGAAUGCUCUUCAUGAGGCUGCAAAGAAGGUUGCUGCAGCCAAGAAGCAAGGUUCUGGGGUCACUACUCAAAGUACCCUGGCUAAUACCUGUCAACAGCUUCAGUCUUGUUCCAUGGAUCAGGAUGAGAAAGUUUUGGAAUUAACUGCUGAAUUGGAGAAUGCAAGUCAGCGAUGUGAAGCAUACCGAGCAAAACUGUUCAGUGUCUUGAAGAAUUUGGAGGAACAGAAGUUGCAGAUAUCUGUUAAGGUUCAGAAUGUGAGGCUGAAUCUGAGAAGUUAAAUUUUGAGGGGUUGGUGGUGGUGAUGAUGUUUCCAUCGUCUUCAUGUGUACUAGUUACAGCAUCUACAAAUGAGAGUUGAGUGCUUUAAGAGUAUCUCCCCAUUACCUUCCAUUGUAAUAUAUGUGCUUUUAGUUACUGGAAGAGGACAACUUUCAUAGUUUAGGACAGUUGUAGACCGUGUCCACUUCUAAUUGGUUGUAACCGUAGAAUAGAUUCUCUGAAGUGGGUGUAGAGGUUGCGAAAAAAGCAAAAAUAAACUACGGAUGUGGUGUUA